AUGCCUCACAUCCCGCUGACACCUCGAGAGGCACGCGGAGUUCAUUGCUCCAAAAGGCUCAAGACGUAUGCCAACUUUCCAGAAGCACCUCAGGAGGAGGCUUCUCUCAGCAAUAGGCUCAAGACGUAUGCCAACUUUCCAGAAGCACCUCACGAGGAGGCUUCUCUCAGCAAUAGGCUCAAGACGUAUGCCAAUUUUCCAGAAGCACCUCAGGAGGAGGCUUCUCUCAGCAAUAGGCUCAAGACGUAUGCCAACUUUCCAGAAGCACCUCACGAGGAGGCUUCUCUCAGCAAUAGGCUCAAGACGUAUGCCAAUUUUCCAGAAGCACCUCAGGAGGAGGCUUCUCUCAGCAAUAGGCUCAAGACGUAUGCCAACUUUCCAGAAGCACCUCAGGAGGAGGCUUCUCUCAGCAAGAGGCUCAAGACGUAUGCCAACUUUCCAGAAGCACCUCAGGAGGAGGCUUCUCUAAGCAAGAGGCUCAAGACGUAUGCCAACUUUCCAGAAGCACCUCAGGAGGAGGCUUCUCUCAGCAAUAGGCUCAAGACGUAUGCCAACUUUCCAGAAGCACCUCAGGAGGAGGCUUCUCUCAGCAAGAGGCUCAAGACGUAUGCCAACUUUCCAGAAGCACCUCAGGAGGAGGCUUCUCUCAGCAAUAGGCUCAAGACGUAUGCCAACUUUCCAGAAGCACCUCAGGAGGAGGCUUCUCUAAGCAAUAGGCUCAAGACGUAUGCCAACUUUCCAGAAGCACCUCAGGAGGAGGCUUCUCUCAGCAAUAGGCUCAAGACGUAUGCCAACUUUCCAGAAGCACCUCAGGAGGAGGCUUCUCUCAGCAAUAGGCUCAAGACGUAUGCCAACUUUCCAGAAGCACCUCAGGAGGAGGCUUCUCUCAGCAAUAGGCUCAAGACGUAUGCCAACUUUCCAGAAGCACCUCAGGAGGAGGCUUCUCUAAGCAAUAGGCUCAAGACGUAUGCCAACUUUCCAGAAGCACCUCAGGAGGAGGCUUCUCUCAGCAAUAGGCUCAAGACGUAUGCCAACUUUCCAGAAGCACCUCAGGAGGAGGCUUCUCUCAGCAAUAGGCUCAACACGUAUGACAACUUUCCAGAAUCACCACAGGAGGAGGCUUCUCUCAGCAAUAGGCUCAAGACGUAUGCCAACUUUCCAGAAGCACCUCAGGAGGAGGCUUCUCUCAGCAAUAGGCUCAAGACGUAUGCCAACUUUCCAGAAGCACCUCAGGAGGAGGCUUCUCUCAGCAAGAGGCUCAACACGUAUGACAACUUUCCAGAAGCACCACAGGAGGAGGCUUCUCUCAGCAAUAGGCUCAAGACGUAUGCCAACUUUCCAGAAGCACCUCAGGAGGAGGCUUCUCUCAGCAAUAGGCUCAAGACGUAUGCCAACUUUCCAGAAGCACCUCAGGAGGAGGCUUCUCUCAGCAAGAGGCUCAACACGUAUGACAACUUUCCAGAAGCACCACAGGAGGAGGCUUCUCUCAGCAAUAGGCUCAAGACGUAUGCCAACUUUCCAGAAGCACCUCAGGAGGAGGAUUUUCUCAGCAAUAGGCUCAAGACGUAUGCCAACUUUCCAGAAGCACCUCAGGAGGAGGCUUCUCUCAGCAAGAGGCUCAAGACGUAUGCCAACUUUCCAGAAGCACCUCAGGAGGAGGCUUCUCUAAGCAAUAGGCUCAACACGUAUGACAACUUUCCAGAAGCACCACAGGAGGAGGCUUCUCUCAGCAAUAGGCUCAAGACGUAUGCCAACUUUCCAGAAGCACCUCAGGAGGAGGCUUCUCUCAGCAAUAGGCUCAAGACGUAUGCCAACUUUCCAGAAGCACCUCAGGAGGAGGCUUCUCUAAGCAAUAGGCUCAACACGUAUGACAACUUUCCAGAAGCACCACAGGAGGAGGCUUCUCUCAGCAAUAGGCUCAAGACGUAUGCCAACUUUCCAGAAGCACCUCAGGAGGAGGCUUCUCUCAGCAAUAGGCUCAAAACGUAUGCCAACUUUCCAGAAGCACCUCAGGAGGAGGCUUCUCUCAGCAAUAGGCUCAAGACGUAUGCCAACUUUCAAGAAGCACCUCAGGAGGAGGCUUCUCUCAGCAAUAGGCUCAAGACGUAUGCCAACUUUCCAGAAGCACCUCACGAGGAGGCUUCUCUCAGCAAUAGGCUCAAGACGUAUGCCAAUUUUCCAGAAGCACCUCAGGAGGAGGCUUCUCUCAGCAAUAGGCUCAAGACGUAUGCCAACUUUCCAGAAGCACCUCACGAGGAGGCUUCUCUCAGCAAUAGGCUCAAGACGUAUGCCAAUUUUCCAGAAGCACCUCAGGAGGAGGCUUCUCUCAGCAAUAGGCUCAAGACGUAUGCCAACUUUCCAGAAGCACCUCAGGAGGAGGCUUCUCUCAGCAAGAGGCUCAAGACGUAUGCCAACUUUCCAGAAGCACCUCAGGAGGAGGCUUCUCUCAGCAAUAGGCUCAAGACGUAUGCCAACUUUCCAGAAGCACCUCAGGAGGAGGCUUCUCUAAGCAAGAGGCUCAAGACGUAUGCCAACUUUCCAGAAGCACCUCAGGAGGAGGCUUCUCUCAGCAAUAGGCUCAAGACGUAUGCCAACUUUCCAGAAGCACCUCAGGAGGAGGCUUCUCUAAGCAAUAGGCUCAAGACGUAUGCCAACUUUCCAGAAGCACCUCAGGAGGAGGCUUCUCUCAGCAAGAGGCUCAAGACGUAUGCCAACUUUCCAGAAGCACCUCAGGAGGAGGCUUCUCUAAGCAAUAGGCUCAAGACGUAUGCCAACUUUCCAGAAGCACCUCAGGAGGAGGCUUCUCUCAGCAAUAGGCUCAAGACGUAUGCCAACUUUCCAGAAGCACCUCAGGAGGAGGCUUCUCUCAGCAAUAGGCUCAAGACGUAUGCCAAUUUUCCAGAAGCACCUCAGGAGGAGACUUCUCUAAGCAAUAGGCUCAAGACGUAUGCCAACUUUCCAGAAGCACCUCAGGAGGAGGCUUCUCUCAGCAAUAGGCUCAAGACGUAUGCCAACUUUCCAGAAGCACCUCAGGAGGAGGCUUCUCUCAGCAAGAGGCUCAACACGUAUGACAACUUUCCAGAAGCACCACAGGAGGAGGCUUCUCUCAGCAAUAGGCUCAAGACGUAUGCCAACUUUCCAGAAGCACCUCAGGAGGAGGCUUCUCUCAGCAAUAGGCUCAAGACGUAUGCCAACUUUCCAGAAGCACCUCAGGAGGAGGCUUCUCUCAGCAAGAGGCUCAACACGUAUGACAACUUUCCAGAAGCACCACAGGAGGAGGCUUCUCUCAGCAAUAGGCUCAAGACGUAUGCCAACUUUCCAGAAGCACCUCAGGAGGAGGAUUUUCUCAGCAAUAGGCUCAAGACGUAUGCCAACUUUCCAGAAGCACCUCAGGAGGAGGCUUCUCUCAGCAAGAGGCUCAAGACGUAUGCCAACUUUCCAGAAGCACCUCAGGAGGAGGCUUCUCUAAGCAAUAGGCUCAAGACGGAUGCCAACUUUCCAGAAGCACCUCAGGAGGAGGCUUCUCUCAGCAAUAGGCUCAAGACGUAUGCCAACUUUCCAGAAGCACCUCAGGAGGAGGCUUCUCUAAGCAAUAGGCUCAAGACGUAUGCCAACUUUCCAGAAGCACCUCAGGAGGAGGCUUCUCUAAGCAAUAGGCUCAAGACGUAUGCCAACUUUCCAGAAGCACCUCAGGAGGAGGCUUCUCUCAGCAAUAGGCUCAAGACGUAUGCCAACUUUCCAGAAGCACCUCAGGAGGAGGCUUCUCUAAGCAAUAGGCUCAAGACGUAUGCCAACUUUCCAGAAGCACCUCAGGAGGAGGCUUCUCUCAGCAAUAGGCUCAAGACGUAUGCCAACUUUCCAGAAGCACCUCAGGAGGAGGCUUCUCUCAGCAAUAGGCUCAAGACGUAUGCCAACUUUCCAGAAGCACCUCAGGAGGAGACUUCUCUAAGCAAUAGGCUCAACACGUAUGACAACUUUCCAGAAUCACCACAGGAGGAGGCUUCUCUCAGCAAUAGGCUCAAGACGUAUGCCAACUUUCCAGAAGCACCUCAGGAGGAGGCUUCUCUCAGCAAUAGGCUCAAGACGUAUGCCAACUUUCCAGAAGCACCUCAGGAGGAGGCUUCUCUCAGCAAGAGGCUCAACACGUAUGACAACUUUCCAGAAGCACCACAGGAGGAGGCUUCUCUCAGCAAUAGGCUCAAGACGUAUGCCAACUUUCCAGAAGCACCUCAGGAGGAGGCUUCUCUCAGCAAUAGGCUCAAGACGUAUGCCAACUUUCCAGAAGCACCUCAGGAGGAGGCUUCUCUAAGCAAGAGGCUCAACACGUAUGACAACUUUCCAGAAGCACCACAGGAGGAGGCUUCUCUCAGCAAUAGGCUCAAGACGUAUGCCAACUUUCCAGAAGCACCUCAGGAGGAGGAUUUUCUCAGCAAUAGGCUCAAGACGUAUGCCAACUUUCCAGAAGCACCUCAGGAGGAGGCUUCUCUAAGCAAUAGGCUCAACACGUAUGACAACUUUCCAGAAGCACCACAGGAGGAGGCUUCUCUCAGCAAUAGGCUCAAGACGGAUGCCAACUUUCCAGAAGCACCUCAGGAGGAGGCUUCUCUCAGCAAUAGGCUCAAGACGUAUGCCAACUUUCCAGAAGCACCUCAGGAGGAGGCUUCUCUAAGCAAUAGGCUCAAGACGGAUGCCAACUUUCCAGAAGCACCUCAGGAGGAGGCUUCUCUCAGCAAUAGGCUCAACAAGUAUGACAACUUUCCAGAAGCACCACAGGAGGAGGCUUCUCUCAGCAAUAGGCUCAAGACGUAUGCCAACUUUCCAGAAGCACCUCAGGAGGAGGCUUCUCUCAGCAAUAGGCUCAAGACGUAUGCCAAGUUUCCAGAAGCUCCUCAGCAGGAGGCUUCUCUCAGCAAGAGGCUCAAGACGUAUGCCAACUUUCCAGAAGCACCUCAGGAGGAGGCUUCUCUAAGCAAUAGGCUCAAGACGUAUGCCAACUUUCCAGAAGCACCUCAGGAGGAGGCUUCUCUCAGCAAUAGGCUCAAGACGUAUGCCAACUUUCCAGAAGCACCUCAGGAGGAGGCUUCUCUCAGCAAUAGGCUCAAGACGUAUGCCAAGUUUCCAGAAGCUCCUCAGGAGGAGGCUUCUCUCAGCAAGAGGCUCAAGACGUAUGCCAACUUUCCAGAAGCACCUCAGGAGGAGGCUUCUCUCAGCAAGAGGCUCAAGACGUAUGCCAACUUUCCAGAAGCACCUCAGGAGGAGGCUUCUCUAAGCAAUAGGCUCAACACGUAUGACAACUUUCCAGAAGCACCACAGGAGGAGGCUUCUCUCAGCAAUAGGCUCAAGACGGAUGCCAACUUUCCAGAAGCACCUCAGGAGGAGGCUUCUCUCAGCAAUAGGCUCAAGACGUAUGCCAACUUUCCAGAAGCACCUCAGGAGGAGGCUUCUCUAAGCAAUAGGCUCAAGACGGAUGCCAACUUUCCAGAAGCACCUCAGGAGGAGGCUUCUCUCAGCAAUAGGCUCAACAAGUAUGACAACUUUCCAGAAGCACCAGAGGAGGAGGCUUCUCUCAGCAAUAGGCUCAAGACGUAUGCCAACUUUCCAGAAGCACCUCAGGAGGAGGCUUCUCUCAGCAAUAGGCUCAAGACGUAUGCCAAGUUUCCAGAAGCUCCUCAGCAGGAGGCUUCUCUCAGCAAGAGGCUCAAGACGUAUGCCAACUUUCCAGAAGCACCUCAGGAGGAGGCUUCUCUCAGCAAUAGGCUCAAGACGUAUGCCAAGUUUCCAGAAGCUCCUCAGGAGGAGGCUUCUCUCAGCAAGAGGCUCAAGACGUAUGCCAACUUUCCAGAAGCACCUCAGGAGGAGGCUUCUCUCAGCAAUAGGCUCAAGACGUAUGCCAACUUUCCAGAAGCACCUCAGGAGGAGGCUUCUCUCAGCAAUAGGCUCAAGACGUAUGCCAACUUUCCAGAAGCACCUCAGGAGGAGGCUUCUCUCAGCAAGAGGCUCAAGACGUAUGCCAACUUUCCAGAAGCACCUCAGGAGGAGGCUUCUCUAAGCAAUAGGCUCAACACGUAUGACAACUUUCCAGAAGCACCACAGGAGGAGGCUUCUCUCAGCAAUAGGCUCAAGACGGAUGCCAACUUUCCAGAAGCACCUCAGGAGGAGGCUUCUCUCAGCAAUAGGCUCAAGACGUAUGCCAACUUUCCAGAAGCACCUCAGGAGGAGGCUUCUCUAAGCAAUAGGCUCAAGACGGAUGCCAACUUUCCAGAAGCACCUCAGGAGGAGGCUUCUCUCAGCAAUAGGCUCAACAAGUAUGACAACUUUCCAGAAGCACCACAGGAGGAGGCUUCUCUCAGCAAUAGGCUCAAGACGUAUGCCAACUUUCCAGAAGCACCUCAGGAGGAGGCUUCUCUCAGCAAUAGGCUCAAGACGUAUGCCAAGUUUCCAGAAGCUCCUCAGCAGGAGGCUUCUCUCAGCAAGAGGCUCAAGACGUAUGCCAACUUUCCAGAAGCACCUCAGGAGGAGGCUUCUCUCAGCAAUAGGCUCAACACGUAUGACAACUUUCCAGAAGCACCACAGGAGGAGGCUUCUCUCAGCAAUAGGCUCAAGACGUAUGCCAACUUUCCAGAAGCACCUCAGGAGGAGGCUUCUCUCAGCAAUAGGCUCAAGACGUAUGCCAACUUUCCAGAAGCACCUCAGGAGGAGGCUUCUCUCAGCAAUAGGCUCAAGACGUAUGCCAAGUUUCCAGAAGCUCCUCAGGAGGAGGCUUCUCUCAGCAAGAGGCUCAAGACGUAUGCCAAGUUUCCAGAAGCUCCUCAGGAGGAGGCUUCUCUCAGCAAGAGGCUCAAGACGUAUGCCAACUUUCCAGAAGCACCUCAGGAGGAGGCUUCUCUCAGCAAUAGGCUCAAGACGUAUGCCAACUUUCCAGAAGCACCUCAGGAGGAGGCUUCUCUCAGCAAUAGGCUCAAGACGUAUGCCAACUUUCCAGAAGCACCUCAGGAGGAGGCUUCUCUCAGCAAUAGGCUCAAGACGUAUGCCAAGUUUCCAGAAGCUCCUCAGGAGGAGGCUUCUCUCAGCAAGAGGCUCAAGACGUAUGCCAACUUUCCAGAAGCACCUCAGGAGGAGGCUUCUCUCAGCAAUAGGCUCAAGACGUAUGCCAACUUUCCAGAAGCACCUCAGGAGGAGGCUUCUCUCAGCAAUAGGCUCAAGACGUAUGCCAACUUUCCAGAAGCACCUCAGGAGGAGGCUUCUCUCAGCAAUAGGCUCAAGACGUAUGCCAACUUUCCAGAAGCACCUCAGGAGGAGGCUUCUCUCAGCAAUAGGCUGAAGACGUAUGCCAACUUUCCAGAAGCACCUCAGGAGGAGGCUUCUCUCAGCAAUAGGCUCAAGACGUAUGCCAAGUUUCCAGAAGCUCCUCAGGAGGAGGCUUCUCUCAGCAAGAGGCUCAAGACGUAUGCCAACUUUCCAGAAGCACCUCAGGAGGAGGCUUCUCUCAGCAAUAGGCUCAAGACGUAUGCCAACUUUCCAGAAGCACCUCAGGAGGAGGCUUCUCUCAGCAAUAGGCUCAAGACGUAUGCCAACUUUCCAGAAGCACUUCAGGAGGAGGCUUCUCUCAGCAAUAGGCUCAAGACGUAUGGCAACUUUCCAGAAGCACCUCAGGAGGAGGCUUCUCUCAGCAAUAGGCUCAAGACGUAUGCCAACUUUCCAGAAGAACCUCAGGAGGAGGCUUCUCUCAGCAAUAGGCUCAAGACGUAUGCCAUCUUUCCAGAAGCACCUCAGGAGGAGGCUUCUCUCAGCAAUAGGCUCAAGACGUAUGGCAACUUUCCAGAAGCACCUCAGGAGGAGGCUUCUCUCAGCAAUAGGCUCAAGACGUAUGGCAACUUUCCAGAAGCACCUCAGGAGGAGGCUUCUCUCAGCAAUAGGUUGAAGACGUAUGCCAACUUUCCAGAAGCACCUCAGGAGGAGGCUUCUCUAAGCAAUAGGCUGAAGACGUAUGCCAACUUUCCAGAAGCACCUCAGGAGGAGGCUUCUCUAAGCAAUAGGCUCAAGACGUAUGCCAACUUUCCAGAAGCACUUCAGGAGGAGGCUUAUCUCAGCAAUAGGCUCAAGACGUAUGGCAACUUUCCAGAAGCACCUCAGGAGGAGGCUUCUCUCAGCAAUAGGCUCAAGACGUAUGCCAACUUUCCAGAAGCACCUCAGGAGGAGGCUUCUCUCAGCAAGAGGCUCAAGACGUAUGCCAACUUUCCAGAAGAACCUCAGGAGGAGGCUUCUCUCAGCAAUAGGCUCAAGACGUAUGCCAACUUUCCAGAAGCACCUCAGGAGGAGGCUUCUCUCAGCAAUAGGCUCAAGACGUAUGGCAACUUUCCAGAAGCACCUCAGGAGGAGGCUUCUCUCAGCAAUAGGCUCAAGACGUAUGCCAACUUUCCAGAAGCACCUCAGGAGGAGGCUUCUCUCAGCAAUAGGCUGAAGACGUAUGCCAACUUUCCAGAAGCACCUCAGGAGGAGGCUUCUCUAAGCAAUAGGCUCAAGACGUAUGCCAACUUUCCAGAAGCACCUCAGGAGGAGGCUUCUCUCAGCAAUAGGCUCAAGACGUAUGGCAACUUUCCAGAAGCACCUCAGGAGGAGGCUUCUCUCAGCAAUAGGCACAAGACGUAUGCCAACUUUCCAGAAGCACCUCAGGAGGAGGCUUCUCUCAGCAAGAGGCUCAAGACGUAUGGCAACUUUCCAGAAGAACCUCAGGAGGAGGCUUCUCUCAGCAAUAGGCUCAAGACGUAUGCCAACUUUCCAGAAGAACCUCAGGAGGAGGCUUCUCUCAGCAAUAGGCUCAAGACGUAUGCCAACUUUCCAGAAGCACCUCAGGAGGAGGCUUCUCUCAGCAAUAGGCUCAAGACGUAUGCCAACUUUCCAGAAGAACCUCAGGAGGAGGCUUCUCUCAGCAAUAGGCUCAAGACGUAUGCCAACUUUCCAGAAGCACCUCAGGAGGAGGCUUCUCUCAGCAAUAGGCUCAAGACGUAUGGCAACUUUCCAGAAGCACCUCAGGAGGAGGCUUCUCUCAGCAAUAGGCUGAAGACGUAUGCCAACUUUCCAGAAGCACCUCAGGAGGAGGCUUCUCUAAGCAAUAGGCUCAAGACGUAUGCCAACUUUCCAGAAGCACCUCAGGAGGAGGCUUCUCUCAGCAAUAGGCUCAAGACGUAUGCCAACUUUCCAGAAGCACCUCAGGAGGAGGCUUCUCUCAGCAAGAGGCUCAAGACGUAUGCCAACUUUCCAGAAGAACCUCAGGAGGAGGCUUCUCUCAGCAAUAGGCUCAAGACGUAUGCCAACUUUCCAGAAGAACCUCAGGAGGAGGCUUCUCUCAGCAAUAGGCUCAAGACGUAUGCCAACUUUCCAGAAGCACCUCACGAGGAGGCUUCUCUCAGCAAUAGGCUCAAGACGUAUGCCAACUUUCCAGAAGCACCUCACGAGGAGGCUUCUCUCAGCAAUAGGAAACUAAAGAGAUUCCCGAAGAACACUGUCCCAAGUCUAGAGGUACACGAACUUCAGUACAGCAACGGGAGGAAUGCUUCCUGUACCCCAUAUCGUCUCGAGAUGAGAGCUGAUUCCCUGGCUUAG
This is a messenger RNA of Rangifer tarandus platyrhynchus (Svalbard reindeer), 9603 nucleotides long. The record is from the annotation of a GenBank genome assembly. NCBI's taxonomy places the organism in Eukaryota, Metazoa, Chordata, Mammalia, Artiodactyla, Cervidae.